Caenorhabditis auriculariae is the source of this 1703-nucleotide messenger RNA. NCBI's taxonomy places the organism in Eukaryota, Metazoa, Nematoda, Chromadorea, Rhabditida, Rhabditidae. The record is from the annotation of a GenBank genome assembly.
AUGUCUCCGCUCAUGCUCCUCCUGGCUCUUCUUAUCAUCGGUAUCACUGACGGAGAUGUUCACGUCAACCUCUGCGUUUUGCGCUGCAAGGACAAUCACAUGUUGGAGGUACCUUUCUCCGGCAGACCCGUCUCCUCUUUCAAAAGGAUAUUUGAGAAUAAAAUGAGCUCAGAUUGGCAAUAAAGGAAUUCUUCGAUAACAAAUUAACUUCCAUCUUUUUGCAGAUGGAGAACGAGUGGUCUUCUGAUUUCACGUUGCCUCUUCUAAGCCUUCUGAGAACCACGCGCAACGAGACGGCCGCUUACAUAAAAGCUCAAGCUAUCUGCACGUGAGAAGUAGAAAAAUAAAAUGGAAAACUCAAGUUUGACAAACGAGUUCAAGUUUAAAGAUUACUCAUCUCUGACAAGACGCUCGAAUCCAAUUUUUUGAACCAUCCUUGAGCGAUUAAUUUCAGUUUCAGAAAAUUCUUUUCAUUUUCUCUUUUCAAGAUCAUUCUGAAAAUUCUUGAUAAAUCGAGCCUGAAACUAGAUAAAUCGAGCCCGAAAGGAGUCGCCGAAGUUUCUUCGGGACGAAAAAGAUAGUUGUUUUUUUUUCGGCGCGUUUUGGUAAUGCAUUUCUCUGUGCAAGAAGCCCAUAAAAGACGGCUAAUGCGAAGUGACAUAAUAAUUCAAUCCGUGUCACCCUGCACGCCUGUUUCUUUGGCUCUUUAGGGCAUAUCAUAAAACAACCUCGGAAAGAGACUGAAAAAAAAUAUUCAACACAGGCAAAGCCCUGAACUUCUCUCAGACCUCCGCAAAUUACUAAAUAAGAGUGGUUACAAGGCUCAUCGAAACGGUAUUAUGAGAAAAGAGUUGUUAAUAGCUACUUAUCAGUUUUGAAAAUUUUUGAAAAAGUAUAAUCAAGUUUUCGCUCGCAUUAAAGAAUUUUUUUUAAUUUUUAAAAUCAAAACUUGCAGGUCUAAGUAUUUUCUAAAAACUAACAGCGGGAAAAAAAUUUACUGAACCAUGCAGAACUUGCCACUUUUCCAGAAGCAAUGCAAUGCUGGAGAACUGCGUCAAUGGCUGUAACAAGUCACAGGAGGCGUCGAUCAUUCUGGCCGGCGUCAAGGCCUGGCAGGACGCCUGCUCCAAUUUAGAAGGUACAUGAUAACUUAUGAUAUAGAAAAAAGAAACAUUCAGUUCUCGGUUUCAUCUAAUGGAAAGUAAAAUUUGUAUUUCUCCUCUUUCCAUAGUUUCAAGCUUUCAGAAGUGCGAGCACAGUUCCCGUGUUGGAGAGAGAAUGGCGAAGAGCUUUCCAAGGUCUGCCGGUCCAACACCGUACGACUGGCAAAAUCCAUGCAAAUUUUCGCGAAAAACCAGACACAGGAAAACAUCGGCACGAUUUGCUCGUUCGUUAAUUGUUUCAAAGAAACCAAAGAAUCGUGAGAUUUACGCCUAAUUUCUUUCUUGAAAUGCAGAGAAUACGAGGAAUUCACCACCUGCUUCACUCAAGAACAUGGCAAAUAUUGUGGAUACCGAAGUGAAGUGGCAAGUAAGGUUUUUAAUUUCAUAGUUAUUUGUAGAAUUUGAGAUAACGAGACGGAUGUUCGACAACAACCGAGAAGCAAUGCUCAAAAUGCUGAAAAUUCGAUGGAGUACGCUCCCACAGGCCUGCAAGUACUCCCAACUACGCAGGGACACUUAUUCAGCCGAGCGAUUUUUUGA